AUGGCAUUAUCAGAGAUCGAUUAUGGGGGAAGAAUCCCUGUAGAGAGGCUUGGCAACCUAAUCCACGGCUGGGGACAUAUCUUAAGUUUGGGCAUGGGAGGUAACCCAUACUUCACUCCCGAGUACUACACCUGGUAUAGGUUGGAAGGAAUUCUAGCUCAACCAAGUCUUAUGUCUCUCCAAGGGCUGGCUGACAUUCACAGAGUGGACCAAAUUCGAGAGCAGCUGCUUCAUCUUAGGCUUGUAACCACAGCCAUGUACGAGCAGGUGAUUCCUAGAUCGGUGGAUCACCUUAUCCCUACUAUUGAUGAUGAACCUAAGGAAGAAAUGGAGGAAGAUCCUGAGGAAGAUCCUGAGGAGAUGGAGGAAGAUCCUGAAGAGGACCCAGAGGAGGAUCCCGAAGAGGACCUGGAGGAAGAUCCGGAGGAGGAAUCAAUGGAAGAGCAGGAUGGGGAGUUGACAGAGGAGAUAGAGGAAGACCCUAAGGAAGAAGAGUAUGGACCUAUAGACUUCGGCGGAGCAGACGAAGACUUCCAAGGGCAGCAGUUAGACGGAUCCCUAGAGUAUCACCCUAGGCCUUAUUAUGACCUCGAUGAUGAUGAUGAUCCCCCCAGUUGGCCUUAG
Molecule: messenger RNA, 624 nt
Organism: Capsicum annuum
Lineage: Eukaryota; Viridiplantae; Streptophyta; Magnoliopsida; Solanales; Solanaceae
Product: acidic leucine-rich nuclear phosphoprotein 32 family member B-like
Exons: 1
Coding region: 1-624 (207 amino acids)
Source: RefSeq, a predicted model, not a curated record